UAAGUUUAUAAUUUAUAUUUUCUCUUUUUAAAUUCAAACUUCAAAAAUGUUACAGACAUACUUUUUGAAUAUUUCCGAAAAAGUUUAGGUUAUUUGUUAUUUCUAAACCAUUAACCAUUCUAAACUAAGAUGUCUAUUUUAAUAUUGAUAGAUAAUUAUAUUUUUAUAAUUUUAAACUCUUAAGAAACAGAACAUGUUACAAAAUAGGUAUAUUUUUUGAAUAUCUCUGAGAAAGUGUAGGUUAUUUCUAAGUUGUACAUAUUUUAUAUUGAAACAAAUAGUUAAAUACCGAAUACCGUGUACACUUGUUUAAAUUAUAUAGGAAUACCAUAAUCAUUCCUAAAUAGUUUCUGUACGUCGACAUAAUAUGCACCUAUUAUUACCACAAUGAGCGAUAAGGUGUAGCCACAAAACUUCAUGAUUUAGAUAGAUGAACUGAUUAAGUUUUUACUUUUUUUGACCUUCAGAUAUUCAAUGUGACUUUCCAUAAUAUUUGAUGUAGCAAAGAGGGGCAAGAUACGAUAAACCGAGUUUUAAAUUAAUAAAAUCAGUUACUCGAAAGACGGCAAAAGGUGACGAUAACAUCGUCGUCAUACACUACACCUAACCUUCAAAAUAUCAGAUUGGGAUCAACAGGUCGUAUCGCCAUGGCUGGGAAAGGAGAUAUUGGUUUAAUUGGUCUAGCCGUCAUGGGCCAGAACCUUAUUCUAAACAUGGCAGAUCACGGAUUCACCGUAGUAGCAUUCAACAGAUCCAUAGAAAAAGUCCACCAUUUUCUUGCAAAUGAAGCUAAAGGAAAGAGUAUACUCGGAGCUGAAUCAAUCGCUGAUUUGUGCUCAAAGCUGAAAAGUCCCAGAAGAGUCAUGUUGCUCGUCAAAGCAGGAGAUGCUGUAGAUAGUUUUAUCAACCAAUUGGUGCCACAUCUUGAAAAAGGAGAUAUUAUCAUUGAUGGAGGUAAUUCAGAAUACCAAGACAGUGAAAGAAGAACUAAAGAGUUGGCUGCCAAAGGAAUCCGUUUUGUUGGUUCUGGUGUUUCAGGUGGUGAAGAAGGUGCCCGUUACGGUCCAAGUUUGAUGCCUGGCGGUAACAAAGAAGCAUGGCCCUACAUAAAAGAUAUCUUCCAAGGUAUCUCUGCCAAGGUUGAUGGCCAACCAUGUUGUGACUGGGUCGGUAAUGAUGGUGCUGGUCAUUUCGUCAAAAUGGUACACAACGGUAUUGAAUACGGAGAUAUGCAACUUAUUGGUGAAGUAUACCAUUUAAUGAGCGCCAUAGGAGUCAAUCAAGAACAGAUGGGCAACACUUUCGACAAAUGGAACAAAGGAGCUUUGGACAGUUUUCUUAUUGAAAUUACCAGAGAUAUUUUGAGGUAUAAGGAUAGCGAUGGCCAAUACCUUCUUCCCAAAAUCCGUGAUACAGCUGGUCAAAAAGGAACAGGAAAAUGGACAGCUAUAUCCGCCCUUAACUAUGGAGUUCCAGUUACUCUAAUCGGUGAAUCAGUCUUCAGCCGUUGCCUUUCAGCUCUCAAGACCGAGAGACAACACGCCAGUACCAAACUUCAAGGACCUAAUGCUAAAUUCUCCGGAAAUGUCGCCAAAUUCCUCGAUGAUCUUGAACAAGCAUUGUAUGCUGCCAAGAUCGUGUCUUACACUCAGGGAUUCAUGUUGUUGAGGGAAGCUGCAAAGGUACAUAACUGGGAACUAGAUUACGGAGCAAUCGCCCUUAUGUGGAGAGGUGGAUGCAUCAUCAGAUCAGUAUUUUUGGGAAAGAUUAAGGAAGCCUUUGACAAAGACAUGAACCUUAACUCCUUGUUAUUGGACCCAUUCUUUUUAGACGCUAUUACCAAAGCUCAACAGGGAUGGAGGAAUGUUCUAACUACUGCUGUCACUUUAGGUAUUCCAACUCCAGCUUUAAGUACCGCUUUGGCCUUCUACGACGGAUACAGAUCUGAGCGUCUUCCAGCAAAUCUUUUGCAAGCUCAAAGAGACUACUUCGGGGCACACACAUAUGAAUUAUUGGGUAAAGAAGGUAAAUUCGUCCACACCAACUGGACGGGCCACGGUGGAAACGUUUCUGCUUCCACUUACGAUGCUUAAGGUGUAUUAAAAGACGGGGGGUUGUUGUUGAAUGUUGUUAUGUAUACAAUAUAUAUUUUUAAAUAAAUUUUUUAUUCUAAA
Diabrotica virgifera virgifera (western corn rootworm) is the source of this 2174-nucleotide messenger RNA. RefSeq names its product 6-phosphogluconate dehydrogenase, decarboxylating. Gene Ontology annotation, biological process: pentose-phosphate shunt; pentose-phosphate shunt, oxidative branch. The transcript has 6 exons. The coding region runs from base 648 to 2093 and encodes 481 amino acids. The record is from RefSeq and is a predicted model, not a curated record. Gene Ontology annotation, molecular function: NADP binding; phosphogluconate dehydrogenase (decarboxylating) activity. Gene Ontology annotation, cellular component: cytosol. NCBI's taxonomy places the organism in Eukaryota, Metazoa, Arthropoda, Insecta, Coleoptera, Chrysomelidae.